Messenger RNA from Adineta steineri, 843 nucleotides. Lineage: Eukaryota; Metazoa; Rotifera; Eurotatoria; Adinetida; Adinetidae. The record is from the annotation of a GenBank genome assembly.
AUGGGCGUUUUAAUGUGGGAAGCUUAUUCUGGAGGAAAAAUACCCUGGUCUAAAACUGAACGUGAUGAUGAUGUUAUUCAGAGAGUCAUAAAUGGAGAUAGACUUUCUCAGCCAUCGAAUUGUAGUUCACAAUAUUGGUCUGUUAUUGUGAAAACCUGGUCCAAAUCACCUCAUGAUCGACCUACUUUCAGAGAAUUGAAGCGUCUUCUAACAGAGCAAUACUAUCAGAAAGUGCAACCACUACUACCACUUCUCUCCAAUAUUCAUCUUGAUGAUGGAUGCACACAAGAUGGAAUUACUAUAGCUGGACGCACUUCGGAAUCGGGUAACGAGCUUGAUGAGCUCGCUCAACCUCACGGUUUAUAUGUGACUGAUGAUCAGACGAUCUAUAUUGCUGACUAUCAUAAUCACCGAAUUAUGGAAUGGGUCUUCGGAGAAAGUAGUGGUCGAGUGGUUGCCAGAGGAAGUAGAGCAUUAGAAAAUAAUGAUCAGAUUGGUUACCCAACAGACGUGAUGGAUUGGCUAAAAGGAGCGAAAGCAGGCAUUGUCGUAGCUGGUGGUCGAGGUGAGGGAAAUGAUGUGACUCAAUUAAGAAAUCCUCAGCAAAUGGUCGUCGAUCAAUCAGGUAUUGUUUAUGUAGCCGAUUGUGGCAAUCAUAGAAUUAUGUGCUGGUUUCAAGGAGCAGACAAAGGACGUGUGGUUGUUGGCGGAAACGGUAAGGGAAAUGAAGCAAACCAGUUUAAUAGUCCUACUGGUUUAGCAAUCGAUCUUCAAGGCAACCUCUACGUUGCGGACACGCUAAAUCAUCGAGUACAAAAAUUCUUUAUCAACACGCUCCGCUGA